Molecule: messenger RNA, 1392 nt
Organism: Lingula anatina
Lineage: Eukaryota; Metazoa; Brachiopoda; Lingulata; Lingulida; Lingulidae
Source: RefSeq, a predicted model, not a curated record
AGCUAAUGUAUCUCCAAUGUUAAGUUAAUAACAGUAUGAUAUGUGCAGGUAGGGCUUUAACAACUUGAGGGGGGACGGAGGUGGUACUGGGAGUAGGUUGUGAUCCUAGGUGAUUUGCAGUGGUGCGACAUUUGAAUAUGAAACGAACAUUAAGAAGAAACCCGUUCACACUCUUUGCAAUAAGUAUAAUCAUACUACUGCUGGUUGUGAACUAUAGCUUGAAGCAAAGAUGCACGGUAUCAGUGGAGAAACAGCUGGUAGCACAAAACAGGAAAAACAGACAGGCUCAAUUGGCCAAAGGGAACAGCAAAAUGGGUUACUUACGGGAUGAUACAGACAGCACCCAUUCCUUCCCACCUUGUGGUCAAAUCUGCAAUUUUUCCAUGCAUAAGAAAAAAGAAGACCUUUUCCUAAGAAAAGACUUCAACUGUAAGAAUAUAUUUCUCAGAUUAAAGAAUCCACCCGGGAAAGUUUUCAUACCGCCCCUGAGAGAGCCGCCACCAGAGCUGCUUCUGGAUUUCACACAGAAUGGUAGUUUGAUGUGGAGUUCUGAUUACAGGGAUGGCACACGUAAAGGUCGAAAGGUACACCGUAAAUCGGACGAAAUCAGAACUCUCCUGGCUGAUGAUAAGGUGAAGAGCAUCGCCAAAUAUGACAUUCAGGGCGUUGGCUACAAGCAGCUUCUCUCCAAAUACCAAGAUCAAUUGAAAGGCAAGUCAGGAAUGGUCAUUGGAAGUAUAAGUCCUUGGGUUGAAGUCAUUUUAUUAAACCUUGGUGUAAUACACGUGACAACUGUAGAUUACAACCCUGUUCUCUUUGACCACCCACAGCUGUCUUUCGAGUUUAUGUCAGAUUUAGCGGAUAAAAUCACCAAGAACCAAAAGCUUCUAAUGGAUUUUGCUGCUUCGUUUUCUUCUUUGGAACACUCUGGCCUUGGUCGCUACGGGGACCCCAUCAAUCCAUAUGGCGACCUGGAGGCAGCAGCUCAAAUAUGGUGCAUGCUUAAGCCUGGUGCUUUGUUUUAUCUAGGUAUACCAGUCAACUUUGGCACUCCGGAGGGCUGGUUGGUAUUUAAUGCACAUCGUAUAUAUGGGGAAGCUAGGAUUGAACAGAUCACUGCAAAUUAUGAGAUACUCGAACGUACACCGGUUGGUAGAUUGCAUGGUGUCUUUGUCUUAAGAAAAGGGCUUUAAUAAAGAUGAACAAAAACUACAAAACAGACAUGUGACUUUACAGAGCGAAUUUUGAUGCUGAUUCUAUAAAUUAAAAGACAUGCCGUGUCGUUUCUUUUAAUAUGUGGCAUUUUUUUUUUACUUUUAUUGAAAUCACUGUGGGGAAGCAUAUGCAUGAAUGAGGGGAUCCAUGUUCUUAAUUUGAAUAAAGGGUAUAAAU